Messenger RNA from Pyrus x bretschneideri (Chinese white pear), 1098 nucleotides. RefSeq lists its product as uncharacterized. Bases 1 to 1098 code for a protein of 365 amino acids. Lineage: Eukaryota; Viridiplantae; Streptophyta; Magnoliopsida; Rosales; Rosaceae. The transcript is spliced from 2 exons. The record is from RefSeq and is a predicted model, not a curated record. Gene Ontology annotation, molecular function: protein binding.
AUGAAGAAACUUAAAGCGUGCUGCAGGCACCCACCAAGCAGCAGCGACGGAUCCCUGAAACUAAAAGUUAAUGAAGAAGAAGAGCACGAUCAUAAACCCUACAUCCUUCAGUUACCAGACGAUGUAACAGUGCAGAUCUUCUGCAAACUCCCAAUCAAAACGCUCGUCGAGUGCAACCGUACAUGCAAGUCCUGGCGUUGUUUGCUAUCGGACCCUCAGUUCACAGAAGACCUAUUUUCACGAACGCCGGAUUGCCUUUUGUUCAACAAACUGAAUCACCCCAACUGGAAAGGCCAGUUUCUGGUCGACUUCGACAGGGCUUCAAACCGAAACCAGGUCGUGCUCAAGCGCAUCAGUAAAAUCAUCUACCCAAAUGUCAAAGCUAAGGUACAUGAAUAUUCCCUUGUGGGUUCGUGCAAUGGCUUCCUCUGCUACCGCGAAUCUCUCAGUGUACCCUUCGAUGACAGAGGGUCUUGUGAUGUAAUGGUUUUGAAAGUUGGCUCUGGGAUUUGGAGAAAAACUGGAGAAUCCAUCUACAGUUUCCAUGGAAAUUGUGGGGUUUAUCUCAAUGGAUUUCUUUAUUGGAUUGCUCAAAGUCGUAACAGGGACUGUCCUUUUCUAUAUGCAUAUGGCAUCCCUGUUUCUCUAUGUGCAGGUGCUCCCUUUCUAUAUGCAUUUGAUGUCGAAAGAGAGUGCUUCCAACAGUUACCACUACCGCCUUGCCGUUUGCAUCUGACAGUUGCUCCGCUCAAGCUCGGAGUCCUCAAUGGUUGUCUCUUCCUAAUUCUUAGAUCAACAUCUAAUAUGAUUGAGAUUUGGGUGAUGAAGGAGUCUUGGACUAAAGAGCAUGAGUUCACAUACUCUUCUAAGUUUUGUGUUACUAAUAUAUUGAAAUUCACAAAGGAAGGGAAGAUCUUGUUUACGCAUGAUAAUCAAUUGUGGGCUUACACUCCUAAGAGGGUUGUAAGAGUUGACAAUGAUGAUUUACCUUCAAAUCUUUCAGAAGGAUUUCUCCAUAUUCCCAACUUCGCACCGCUCUGGCCAUCUUUACUAAACAGAAAUCAGGUCAAGCAGGAAAGUGACAAGGAAUCAGAAUGA